Molecule: messenger RNA, 740 nt
Organism: Aspergillus welwitschiae
Lineage: Eukaryota; Fungi; Ascomycota; Eurotiomycetes; Eurotiales; Aspergillaceae
Exons: 1
Coding region: 168-479 (103 amino acids)
Source: RefSeq, a predicted model, not a curated record
GGGGAGGGGGAGGAAUGGACUGGAGGGAGGAAUGAACGAAACGACAAAUCAGCAAGGGACGGGCAAUGGAUUGACAAGACGAGGGGUAAACUUGAUAAAGAAAGAAAGCAAAAGCGAGGCCGGAAGAGGCAAGCUUCGCAUUGGUGAUUGCAAGACCUUGGUUUGACAUGGGAGAUGGACACUGCUUCUCCGCUUUUUGGGAAGAUCUCCCCGGUCAACUGGCGUGGCAGCUAACGAACGGGAAAGGAGGGGAAAAACAUCCGGGCUCGAGGGUGUGGAGGACUAAGGAAAGCAUUCAUGCCAUACGGACUGGACUGGCAUGCAAUCAAUCCGUCGACCAGAUCGGAGGAGACGAUGAUGAUGUUGAUGAUGACGUCGACCAGCUUACAGCAUCCUCCAUCAACCUGAGACAACAGCUUCCGUUAGCACUGGGGAAAGGAAUCCCAGGCACCUGGUCGGUGGUUCAUCCGCCGCGGUAAACCCGUAGUCGCAGCCCAGCGGCAUCAUGUGUCUGAGCGGCUUCUCCUCGCUAGAAGAACUAAAAUUGAACCCUUGUCCCCCGGUCGCGAUUGACGUAAUGUCCGUGGGAAAGACACAUGGUUAGCCGAGCUCGACCGAGAUUAGGUCGUGGGUUGCUUAUUCCCACCAGGGAUUGGGGUAUGUGAUUCGUAAUUCGUGAUCCGUAAGCUGGAUGAGAGAAGGGGGGGAGACAGACAGAGAGAGAGAGAGAGAGGGAGAGA